Messenger RNA from Trypanosoma grayi, 1458 nucleotides. Its product is annotated as putative hydroxyacylglutathione hydrolase. The record is from RefSeq and is a predicted model, not a curated record. Lineage: Eukaryota; Euglenozoa; Kinetoplastea; Trypanosomatida; Trypanosomatidae. The coding region runs from base 1 to 1458 and encodes 485 amino acids. Gene Ontology annotation, molecular function: hydroxyacylglutathione hydrolase activity. The transcript has a single exon.
AUGAGUGGUGAUUCUAGCAUAAAGGAUACGUGGGCGAUGGCAAAGCGGCUGGUUGGGCCCUCGCUUCUUACUCUGGGUUUCGGUUCCCUCUGCGUAAUGGGCGUGUCGGGUGUGACAACUGCCAUCAGCACCGCCUUCUUUAUUUACGUCACAGGCAUCGUGCCGGAAAACGAGUACUUUCCAUCCAUAUGGUUCAGAAACAACAUAUUUGGUGGGCUUUACAGUAUUUACUGCUCCAACGAAUUUGGUUACACAUAUCUGCGCACAACCCUACACAAACGCCAACGGAUCCCUCACUCUGAUUAUCGUCACGGCGUCCGAUGUAUCAGCGGGGGUCACGUGACGUCGUCGCCCUUCCCCGAUGAGCUGCAGACAAAUUCGGAGUUUUACGAACGUGGGGGUGGUAUAGUGAGUCUAAAAGGCCUCGGGGAGGAACAUCAAGAAUGUUUUGGCGGGGUUGUUAUUGUUCCUGUCCCCAUUCUGGCAGACAAUUAUGCCUACUUUAUUCUGAGUUUCUCGAGGAAGCGUUGCGCUGUGGUAGACCCUGCGGACCCUGAACUUGUGCUGUACAUGUUGACUGUCGUUCGGCACUUAACGAAGGUGAACUUUGUGCUUACAGACAUCCUUACCACACACAAACACUGGGACCAUGCUGGGGGCAAUUUGGAGCUGCUCAACUAUGCGCGAGGUGGUGACUCAAGGUAUACUGAGCUUCUCGAUGCAAACUUGAAGGUGUAUGGCUCCGCUUCUGACAAACCGCAUGCCUGUACUAAUCUUGUAGAAGAAGGGGAUGUGCUAACUAUCGCAGAUGGGGGCGCAGCAGUAUCUGUGCUUUCUUCACCUGGUCACACAGCGGGGUCCGUCCUAUUUCUUGUUGGAGAUACUGAUUUGGAAGGCGAAGGGCCGAAGAAACUUGCUCUCUUUACUGGAGACUGCAUCUUCUCUGCUGGCUGUGGUGCCAUGUUUGAACUCACCUCUGUUGAUGAGGUGAUGCAGACUUUCGAUCUCUUCCAUGGUGACAAGACGCGGACACAUCCAGUGACAAAGCAGACCCUCUUGCCAGACGAUGUACUGUUGUACGUGGGGCACGAGUACACAGAACGUCUACUGGAUGAGUUAUACAAAAUGCACGUAAAAGGUCCGGGAUCAAACGAAAUAGGAACGGAGAUGUCGACGUACCGUAAGGAGUUGCGCUUGGCAAUGGGAGUCACACGUCAGCUACGUUUCACGCGUGCGAAAGAUGACAUUACCUCGUUGGUGCGUCUCGAUGAGAAAAGUAGUGACCCGUGGAAACUUCCAGCAUGCACGGUGCCGUCAACACUCACUAUCGAGAGAAAAAUCAACCCACUUCUGACAAUUAAGCGUUCCGUCCUGGAGCAGCUUCGGGUGGAUUCCUGCUCACCAAAUAAAUUGAUGAGUACCAUCUACGGGUCGGUUGAGCGCCACAUUGUGGGGUAG